AUGGCGUACUACGAUAUCGACGAGAUUCUUACAGACGCCCAGGUGGGUUGCGUACUUUGUACAAACCAUGGCGGCUGUGCGCUAAUCCCUCAUACCGCAUUCCAGAAACUUCCCUGCACGUUUGAACUUGACGUUCCAGCCCUGGGGUUUCUCGACGGGAACCCGGGCGAAGAUAUCAAAACUGGCACCCGGUUAGAUGUUCCUCUAUGGCUGGGAGUCAUGCUUGCUGUGGGAGCAAAGGCCGGCUCCGAUCCGCUGGUGACUUUGGAUAUUCCCAAGGCCUUGUCCGAACCAGUCAUGAACGCACUCAAGGCUGAUCCUCGGACCGUGGAUCUUCGUGCUUUGGCGUCGCACUUUUACAGGUUGGGGGUGAAGAUAUUGCAGCUGUUUGAGGAAGAGGAAAUGGUGGAGAUUCUCAGUGAUACUUUCAAACAGCGCGCAAUGCAAAUAGCGGACCAUGCCCAUAAUCCAACGGGCGCUUUGGGAGGGGCAGUCGAAUUCCUUCGUGGCCUCGAUGAAACGGAACGACAGUUGUUUCGAGCUGCUCAUGACGGUGCUAAAGAAACGCGUAUCUGGGCAGGGGAGGCAAAGAAGUAG
Messenger RNA from Uncinocarpus reesii 1704, 597 nucleotides. RefSeq lists its product as uncharacterized. The transcript is spliced from 5 exons. Gene Ontology annotation, biological process: mitotic DNA replication initiation. Bases 1 to 597 code for a protein of 198 amino acids. Lineage: Eukaryota; Fungi; Ascomycota; Eurotiomycetes; Onygenales; Onygenaceae. Gene Ontology annotation, cellular component: GINS complex. The record is from RefSeq and is a predicted model, not a curated record.